This is a messenger RNA of Rotaria sp. Silwood2, 2884 nucleotides long. The record is from the annotation of a GenBank genome assembly. Lineage: Eukaryota; Metazoa; Rotifera; Eurotatoria; Philodinida; Philodinidae.
AUGAGUACCAUUCCAAAAACUGCUUCGGAAUUGCAGUAUACAACUGCUUCGAUUCCGUCAACAACUUCAACAGAGACUAAAGUAGUCGAAGUAACAACUAUGGGCUCAACUGUUUCGCUGGGACAAACUUCAACAAUACGCGCACAACCAACAACUUCAGCGAAGUAUUGCGAAGUAAAGGAAUAUAUAAACCAUCUUAUUGCUACAAACUCUGUCAGAACAAUGCCCACUGAUUUCUUAAACAAGCAUGAUUUGAUCUCUAGAGGUGUUGAUUUCCCUGACGAGCAAUCUGUCAUAAUAAUUGACAUACCACAAGGUGGCACUGUUGUUCGUAAUGUGAAACUUCUUUCGAGCAAUGUUGCUCAAGUUGAAGUUCGUUUUGCAACCAAAUCUGGUAGUGAAAUUACUUCACUUCGAGGUGCUCCAACAUCAUUACCCGCAGAUAUGUUUCCAACAGAAAAAGUGAGCAAGAUUGUUAUAAAAGUGACUAAAACCAGCGACAAUUACUCACCACACGAUGUCACAUUAUCAAUAAUCGUAUGUGAGGAAAACUCUGCAACGUAUUCAACUUCCACAGUAAGCACUGUGACACAGCUUUUAACAGAAAAUACUCCCGAAGCAACAAGCUCUUUAUCCAUCUAUGACACCGAAACGACGACUACGACAAUCAUGUUUCCAUCAAAAACCAAUGACCAAACGACUGUAGUAGGCGUACCACACACAACUCCAACAACUACGCAACAAAUCAUUCCCACGACAAUAACAAAUAUAAGUUGCGAAGAAAUGGAACUAGUUCCCAUCCUCAUUUCAACAAAUGCGAUUAUCACAACACCAGAAGAUAUUUUGAAUAAAAAUGAUUUGAUUCAUAAUGGUGUAAACUUCACACAAAUGGAGCCUAUUUUUGUCAUUGACAUGCCCAAAGGUGGUGUAAUAAUGCGUGACUUGAAACUCACCUCAACCAAUGUCAUAGAAAUCGAAGCAACCAUAAUGGACGUAUCGGGAAACGAAAUCGGAACAAUUCGAGAUAAUCCAUCCAAUUCAUUAAAAGCACAGCUUCCAACACAACUAGUCGGACAAAUCAUAAUAAUGAUUAAACAAACCAUCGCUGACAAUCCACCUCAAAGCGUUACAUUGUCCAUCAUCGCUUGUGAAAAAAUAUUGACGACAACGACAAUGACAGAGGGUUACACACAAAUCAAACAAUACACAACAACAACCAGUUCCAUAACUACGACCCAUUCUAGAAAUGAAUCGAAAAAGUCAACUUCGAUACCACAGAAAACAACCAAAAUAAUGACCUCUUCGAGACCGGUAACAACAACUACUGCAGCCACAAAAACCAGUCAAAAACAAGUCUGUGAACACAUGGAGUAUAUAGAAAAGCUUAUUGCAAGUAAUGCUGUUACUACGCAACCAGAGGACAUUUCAAACAAAAGUGAUUUCAUCUCCAAUGGAGUUGACUUUAUUCAUAAAAAUCCACGAAUUGUGAUUGAUAUACCCAACGACGGUGUUAUCAUUCGAGAUAUCAAAGGUCUAUCAAGUAAUCUCCAGGAAGUUAAUGUGAGUUUUACAACCAUCUUGGGUAACAAUGUAAUUUCAAUACGUGGAAGUCCAACAGCUUUGCCAAUAGACGAAUUUCCCAUAGAAAAGGUCGUAAAGAUUAUCAUCGAGUUGACAUCGACUAGUGACAACAGUUCGCCUAAGGGUGUGACUUUAUCAAUAGUUGCUUGUGCUCCAGGUACAACGACAGCAAUGACAGAAGGAACAACAAGUGUUGGUUCGAAAUUAACGGAAGCGAAGAUUUUUGAAACCACAAUUCCUGUCCCCAUGCCUGGCGAAACCAAAAAAACCAGUACCAGUACAUCACCAAAAAGUGUUGCCACAACUGAACACAUCCUAGCAACAUUGACAAGGAGCGAAGGUACUGCUGCAAGUACCGACAAAACAGCAGCACAACGUCCAACUUCAUCUGAAAGUAGCGAAGAAACAGUGUCGGUGAUUAGGACUACUAUAUUGUCUCUACCACAAACAACCAUGAGAAAGUACUGCGAACAUAUGGAAUAUAUAGAAACGCUUAUUGCUACUGACGCUGUCACUACUCAACCCGAAGACAUUUCGGACAAAAGCGAUUUAAUCUUCAAUGGAGUCGACUUUGUUCAAAACAACCCAGUGAUCAUUAUAGAUGUACCAAAUAAUGGAGCUUUCAUUCGGGAUAUUAAAGUUCCAUCAAGUAAUCUCCAUGAGAUCACUGUGAGUUUAAAAACCAUCUCCGAUGAAGAUUUAACUCCAAUUCGCGGAAGCCCGACGGAUUUGCCAACAGACAACUUUCCAUCUGAAAGGGUUGUGAAAAUCAUCAUCGAAUUGACGUCUACUACUGAUAAUAGUCCACCUAAGGGUGUGACUUUAUCAAUAGUUGGCUGUGCUCCUGGUGGAACAACCCUGGUGACAGAAGCUACUACAGCUCCUGUUCCGAAGACAUCGGAAACAAUACCUACAGCUAUAAUAAUCCCUGUCACAAUGCCUAGUGAAACCGAAACUACAAUACUAUCCAUUGCAGCAGCAACUCUUUCCACAAUUGGAAAGACGACAGAACCAACAGAGGCAACUGAAAUGGCUACCAUCACAAACCAUACAGUAACAACAUCAGCCGCCACUUCAUCUGAAAGUAGCGAGCAAACAGUCUCACUUAGUAGCACCAGUACGCCACAAAUGCAAGAAACAACGAUGAAAAAGUUCUGCGAACAUAUGGAGUACAUAGAAACUUUAAUUGCAAGUGAUGCUGUUACUACUUCACCAGAGGACAUCUCAAACAAAAAUGAUUUGAUCUCACGUGGAGUGGACUUUGUUGACAAGAAUCCAAGAAUUAUCAUCAAUAUACCAAAGG